Messenger RNA from Galendromus occidentalis (western predatory mite), 5619 nucleotides. RefSeq names its product Rho GTPase-activating protein 190 (gene RhoGAPp190). The coding region runs from base 1 to 5619 and encodes 1872 amino acids. The record is from RefSeq and is a predicted model, not a curated record. Lineage: Eukaryota; Metazoa; Arthropoda; Arachnida; Mesostigmata; Phytoseiidae. Gene Ontology annotation, molecular function: GTPase activity; GTP binding; GTPase activator activity. The transcript has 20 exons. Gene Ontology annotation, biological process: Rho protein signal transduction; regulation of axonogenesis; regulation of cell size. Gene Ontology annotation, cellular component: cytosol.
AUGUCGGUCACAACCACACUCAAGAAAAUCUCGGCGUCCACUACGGGUCGCCGUAGUGGUUCGUAUCAUGCGUCGAAUCAGGACUCCAACAUGCCGGUGGAGAAGCGAACAAUAACGGUAUCGGUGAUCGGUCUGUCUGGCACCGAAAAGGAGAAGGGAUGCAUGGGCUCGGGGAAAUCGUGCCUUUGCAAUCGAUUCGUGCGUCCAGGCGAAGAUGAUUACUACACGGAUCAUAUAUCGGUUUUAUCGCAAACCGAUUUCGGAGGACGAGUGGUCAACAAUGAUCACUAUCUCUAUUGGGGGCACGUUACCAAAGGAACAUCGGCUGACAUAUUCUCCGAAAUGAAUCAGGAGUUAGGUAUGAGCACCAUGUCAGGACCGGGCGUGCUCGGCAGCGGCGUCCCGCCUUUGCCCCCGGGGGUGGCAGGCGUCCAGACCACGUUCCACAUAGUUGAGCAGACCGAAUUCAUCGACGAUUCAUCGUUCCAACCUUUCAAAAGUGGCAAGACGGACCCCUAUGUGAAACGAUGCGCUGCCUUACGGCUGACUUCAGCGGAGAAACUCAUGUAUAUUUGUAAAAAUCAAUUGGGGAUUGAAAAAGAGUACGAACAAAAACUCAUGCCUGACGGACGGCUCAACGUAGACGGAUUCGUCUGUAUUUUCGACGUAUCCGAUGUUCCCGGACGAUCGAAUGAGCGCGUUGUUGAGUACACGGCCGCCUGUCUGGGACAGGUUCUCAGAGCGAAGAAGCCUGUCGUGAUGGUAGCUACGAAAUGUGACGAAGCCGAUGAUUCCAUGCAGAGAGAGUUGGAUCGACUUCUGUCCCGCAAGGAAUUCAAAUCGGCGAACAUUCCCUUGAUCGAGACGUCAGCUCACAACGCGGUGAACGUGGACACGGCUUUCAUGGUGCUAGCGCAUCUAAUCGACAAAGCUCGGCCGGGAAAACUCAAGAUCAUGUCGUAUCAGGAAGCUCUCAAGUGUCGGCAGGAGCUGUGCGACUUCGCCUCGGAGGCCUACGGUGCUCUGGUUCGCGGCCAGGUUAAUGACUACAGGACGCUGUGGGUGACCGCCUCGAAGCGCUUGCAGAACUGCACCGAAUACAAGCGAUACGUUGAGAUCUUCGGCAAGGACAAAGCGAAACGGACUUUCAUCCAGCACACUAAACUGCUCAAGGAGCAAUUCAUCGACAGCAGAGUACAGGCGUAUCUCAGGGUGCUACCCGACAUACUCCUCGACCUCCUGCCUGAUCUAGACGCCAUAAAGCACACUGAUUGGAAUCUAGUGAAGGAGCAGCUUCGCAAUCACCCAGACUUUGAUCAGUACUUCAUCGACCGGCCGGAAGAGUCUUGGGAGGAGCUGAUCCUCGGUGAUGACCAAAACGAAGACGGCCUAUGCGAUGAAGAUCGCGUUCCAUUUCAACUACUAGACACAGAGGACGCCGAACAAUGCUACAUGCAGCACCGACAGUCGCUCGCCAACGAAGACAAGCGCAACGAUCAGCGCAAAGCGUUCAAGAAACUGCUCGAGGAAACCGGUUUCGUCACGCCCGGAAAAGCUCUCUCGGAGGUGCGCGUCCUGUUCAUGGGACGCGACUGCUAUGAACAUCUUGGCGAAAAGGACAUUCAGGACAUCUACGACGAGCAUCAGCUAGAGAUUACGGAACGAGCCAAGAAACAUUUCCAGGAACUUCUGCUAGAACGAGCCGAACUCUUUUACGACUUCGCCAACAUCGGACCCGGUUCAGUCAUCACGCAGGAGGACAUUCAGCGAAUCACGGAGUGUAUUCAGGAAGAUAUCAGAUACAAGACAUUAGAACGGCUGGACCAGGAGCGGAUGCUGAUUCUAUUACGCCAUUUGGGCUUUGUGCAUGGCCCCGUUCGGGAAACCUGUCCCGCAGGUCCUGGUGGCCAGUGCAUGGACCAACUGGUGGGUCGUGCUCUUCAGAGGGCUCCCAGACCUCAAUCGUGGGCUCGAAGUUCCACUUGGAUGCUAAGUCACACCGAGAAUGGCGAGCAACAGCUCAACGUCGUAUUCCUUGCUGCGAAACCGCUGCUGCAAAGCUUCAGCCAUUUCUUCAAGAAUCAAUGUUGCAACACCAUCGAUGAGAGUUCGGGCCGGUUUAUACUCGAGUUGGAAAAAGAGAGGAUCGCUCUCGAACUACGUCUGAUUGAUGGCGAUGUAUCACUCCCGGAAAAUUCCUUCAAGACAGCUGAUUUCAUCCCUCACGGGUGUUUGUGCCUAUACGAGGACUCGAGCUCUCUGGAAUACAUACGCGAGUCCUUGGAGAAAACUCUGCUGUCGAACCUCGAAGACGACCGCCAGCCUUUCCACGGUCUGCCGAUAGUAAUGGUGCUGUUGUGCCGUGAGGGAGAGGACGAAGCCAAGCUGGAGCACCUCCGCGAUGAGGGCAACAAUCGCGCUCGAGCUCUGCAGUGUCCUUUCAUUGCCGUAAAUUACGUCGAAGAUGGCUUCGACCGGUCGUCGGUGCUACUGUCGAUAUCGUCGCUCAUCGAAGGAAUCCAACGGCGUGCGGGCCUGAUGCAACAGCUGUACAGAGGCCUCCCACCCGGCGACAACGUAACGCCGGACGUGAAAGUACUCCUCUGCACACUGUGCGGAGACAAGUUCGAUGUCGAGCAGCUGCUCACGCCCCUACUCUCACACCAGUGUUGCCUCGUGAACAACGUGCCUAACACCCUGACUUUAGAAGCGUACAUCGGACCGACAGGUCCUCGUGGCAAGAGCACCAUAAUCGUACAGGUUCAAGUGACGAGCUAUCACGAGGCACAACACUACCGAGACGAAUUACUCCAUGGGUUUAUUCUCGCCUACUCCCUAGAACGGAGGGCCUCACUAGCUACGAUGACUGCAUUCUCGAAAAACAUUUCGCACGUUCCGCUCCAAAUCGUUGCGUUGUCUUCCAACAACAUGUCCACGAAUCCCGAAGAUCAGGCCGUGAGGGACACGCUCAUGAACGAAGGAGAAGAUAUCGCCCAUACCCUGCAGGCUCAUUUCCUCUAUACUCUUCCACCCGAUCGGACCCUGAGUACCACGGCAUAUUCGCCAUUCUUCAAAGACGUUUACCACAGCAAAGGAAGCACUGAACGGGCUUUCAGUCCUUUGUGUGACGGCUCCUGUGCUGAAGAACUUUCUGAGUACACGGACGAAGAAGAAGAUGACGCAGACGUCGGCGUACCGGUAGGCGAUCCCUCGAACAUGGCAACGUUACCCCUCAGAGGUUUCGUGGUCCCACCGCCUCCGCUUCGCCACGAGAGUUAUAAUCAGAUUCCCGUUAGCGGGAAUGAGGAGAACAGCGAAGGUCUCUAUGAGCAGCUGCCGGGAGAGUCGGGUCUAAGCCCUGGAUCAGACGAUGGAGGGAUUGGACCCGCAGGGGUUUACGCUCCUCUUUACGCGAACGGCAGGGACCCGGAUGAGCUCAAGAGACUGCAUCAUCCCCACAUUUCCGAUAACGGUUCGUACUCGACAAUUUUCGGCGGCACCGGUAAUAACUCUAUGGAGAGGCCGAGCCGACCAUCUGCGGGGGAGGCGCCCUCGUAUCCCCCGCCGCUUCCACCUGCGAGGAACCUGAUGACGACUUUCGCGCAGCGAGGCUCCCACGGUCCCGCGGUACAAGUUCCCACAGAGAACGCCUAUCUGAUCUCACACCAACAGCAACAGCAGGCUCCACCACCGCAGUUCCGAAACGGAAACUCAGCAGUGCGGAACUUCCUCCUGAAGAAAAGCUCAUCGUUGCGUGCCGCUCCACCGCCCGUCGUCGUUCCAGCGCGGCACUCGAUCGAUACUGGUAAAGGAUUGAGCGAAGAGUCUCCGGAAGACGAUACCGUCUCAUCUGGUCUGAGUGCGUACGGAGGGUAUCCACCUCCCGAUCCUGCGCCACCGGACUUGCUUCCUCCGGCAGCUGGGUUCCGUUUCGCAGGCGACACAGCGUCCCAGGAGUCGCUCGCGCUCGAGUCAGGAUGGGUCGACAACCGUUUGUAUGAGCAGCAGAGAGGCGGUACAAGCACCUUCGGACACGGUUCUCAAACGCCAGACGACUCUUGGGAAAGGCAACAGCUCCAACAAUUGGACCACGCGGCUACCCCAGAACUUUUCCAGAGAUACGGAAUUUUCAACCAGCAAGCCAGUCCGUCACCCCUUGUCGGUCACAAAUCAUCUCACAAGCCCAGGCAGCAAAAGCCUGUAGGAAGGAUAAACCUCCGGGAAUUCGAUAAUAUUCAAAGCGCAAUACAGCGCAUCAAUGUCAGCGGAGGUAGCUCAAGAUACCCUGUGGGUGCACUGCCUAAAACUCACGCCGCCAGCGUUGAAGAUCAUCACUACGCUCCGCUGAUCCCGCAACAGAAGAAGCUCCUCCCUAGAGUCAAAGACAAAGGUGGAGAAGGUAUGAGCGAAUCGGACUCGGCCGAAGUUAGCGAUUCGGGAGACAACCUCGAGUCGGACAACCUCGAUCCGCAGCAAGACAUGGAUCCUAGCUCGAAACACCGUAAGAGCGCUAAAAGCCGCUCGAAGAAAAAAGCCAUCGCCGUGGCGCCGCCGAAAAUCCCCCUCCUCGAAGGCGGUCUCCCCGCUUUUCUCAGCAACCCACUGGGCCCCAUGAGCCCCCAGGAUCCCGAGAAAGGGAGUUUGGUGGCGGCUGGUGAUGAACCUGACGCUGUUGUUGCAGUUGGGCUCUGCUGCGGACCCUCGGGUUUAGCCGCAGGUGCGGCUGGCGGACACCUGGGGCAACUGGGGCUGGGAGCCCUGGGUCUCGAACGUCUUGCCCUGCCGCACAUGCCGAGUUCCCUUCGCCACCAAUAUCUAUUUAGUCAACAUUUUCCUUCCGAUAAUUCACUCAACUCCCAUUCCAAGACGCGUCUCGACGGUUUGUCAUGCAUGUCCGGGGUAAUGGAUGAUAGCAUGGCUCCAUUCGAUCUCAACUUAGAUCUGAAGCACAACUCUGGAGAGAAGCGCCGUGGCAAGGAGAAGAAAGAGAAGAGAAGCAAGUCCAAGAAGGGGAGCAAAAAAGUCAUCGAAGACUUCGCGCAGUCCGCUGACAACUUCGUCCCGCUCUUUGUUGAGAAAUGCAUCACUUUCAUCGAAAAGGAGGGCCUUGACUCCGAAGGUCUCUAUCGGGUACCUGGCAACAGAGCUCACGUCGACCUGCUCUUCCAAAAGUUUGAUGAAGAUCACAACUGCAACAUAACCGAGCUGGACAUCCCGGUCAAUGCUGUGGCCACGGCGCUGAAGGAUUUCUUCUCCAAACAUCUCCCUCCAUUAUUGUCAACUCAGACCAUGAACAAACUCACAGACGCCUCUGCCAUCCAAGAUCGCUCUUGUCGCCACCUAGAAAUGCGCCGCCUCCUCAAGCAAUUACCCACCGCAAACUUCGAAAUCCUGAAAUACGUGUUUCACCACUUCGUGAAGGUUUCGGAGAACUGCCGAUUGAACAACAUGGACAGCAAAAACUUGGCCAUCUGCUGGUGGCCUACCCUGCUCCCAUUGGAGUUCAACGACAUGCUGAUGUUUGAACGCGUUCGACCCCACCUCGAAGAUUCUGUACAGACCAUGAUCGAUCAGUACAGAUUUCUAUUUUGCGGCCAGGAAGAAGUAGUCAUGGUGUAG